UGUACUAGCCAAAAGGACAGUCUGGCUUUGGAAAAUGAGCUGAACAAGUAGCAGGGGUGUGGAGUCAAUAGAGUAGGCGUGAAAAUUGGGAGAAGAGAGAUUACCUCUAUCCUUGAAAAACUUUUUCUUCUCUUCACCUCUCCUCCAAUUACUGAAAUCUCACUUAACAAUCCGCCAGUUACUGAAAUGUCACCUUUAAAUGUCUAUGACUCAACGAUAUUAAAUCAAAAUGUCCUAAAACAAUAGAAAAUAUUAUUACCCCUACACGAGGAAGACCCCAAGUUUAGUGAAUUCUUUCAUAUACAGUUCCUUCUGUGCUGUCUAGUACAUUAAUAUUUCUCUUAUAGCACAUAAAUUGUACAGAAUUUUAACUUUUUUACAUGUCUGCUUUCCCUCACUGUACUCUUGGAACAAUAGGGAACUUAUUUUACUGAUCUUUGUAUCCCCAGUGCCUAGGACAGGAUGAUAUCCAUUAAAUAGCAAAUGCCCAAUAAAUAUUUGAUAAUGAGUAAAUGUGAUAGUCAUUAUUUUUUACUUCUCUAAAUUGGCACCUCAUUGAAGGCAGAAUUCAAUCUUAAUCAUCUUAUCCCUAGCACCUAAAAGAAUUUUUGGCAUAUAUUGUUUCCAAUUUUUGUUUGCUAUCUAUCUUUAAAUUAAUUUUAUGUAUUCCACUCUCAUUGCUAUGGUUUAAUGUUUUAUGUUGGUCACUGAUAAAAAAUGUAAAGCCAAAAGAGGCCUUAUCAUCUAAUACAACCCCUUAAUUUCCUACAGGUGAAGAUACUUAGCCAAGAGAGGUCAAGUGAUUUCCCUACAGCAACUAGAAAACUCUGGAUUUAGAACCAGGUUUUCAGAUCCCUUAGGCUAGGACCUCAUUAUCUAAUAUUUUUUUCAACAAGUGUAUUUUGGUAUACUUACUCUGUAAAGAGACAUUUUAGGAUCCUGUUCUUAAAUUUGCAAUCUUGUGAAGAAUUUCAUAACCUAGUCUUGAAUAAAAUAUCAUUUGGCAAAAGAAGCCGAAGUGUGGUUUCCCUUUGGGUAGGAUUUUUCUGCACUGCUCAGCUUGUGGGAUCUCAGUUCCCUGCCCAGGGAUUAAACCUGCGUCAAGGCAAUGAAAGCUCAGAAUCCGAACCACUAGGCUGCUAGGGAACUCCUAGGAAUUUUUUUAAGUGGGAAUUUUUACCUCAUUUUAUUUCACUCUCAGUUUUACCUUUAAUAGUGUAAACAGUUUUAUUUUAUGUCCUUAAAUGUAAAUUUUAUUUUAUUUCUAGGUUUUCUUAUAUUUUCUAUGAGUAUCAGUCUCUGUAGUCUUCACUAGCAAUUUUGAUUUAAGCAGUUAGUAAAAGAGAAGAAUCAUUAACUAGAAGAAAAUGUCAAAUCUAAAAAUGAAAGAGGCAGCCCUUAUCUAUCUUGACAGAAGUGGAGGCCUCCAGAAGUUCAUAGAUGAUUGCAAAUACUACAACGAUUCAAAACAAAGUUAUGCUGUCUAUCGAUUCAAUGUUUUAAUAAAUCCCUCUGAUAUUGUUGAAUUGGAUGCUGAACUUGGAAAUCACAUUUUACACCAGCCUUUAAAAGCUGCUCAAGUUUUUCAAUCAGUCUGUUAUAUUGCUGUUAAGACUCUCUCACUAAUUGGACAGUUGCAGACUGAAACUCAAAUUAAUAUAGUGCUGAAGUUAACACAUUUACCUCCUCUGCCAAGUUAUUGUCUUGAUCUUUGUGAGUUUCCACGUGAUUAUACAUCUCAAAGAUUUUAUACAAUGCAAGGAAUUGUGAUUGCAAUGACAACUGUAACCAAGUAUACACAAGGUGCAAGAUUUCUUUGUUCAGAUGAAGCAUGCCCUCUUUCAAAAGGAUUUCAGUAUAUAAGAGUGCAUGUACCUGGUGCUACAGAAUCUGCAACAGUAAGAAAUGACUUUUUGUGUAAUCUAUGUUCAUCUUCACUUCAAGAAGACAGAAAAUUUAGAGUACUUGGUGAUAAACAGAUAGUUGAAAUAAUUACUGCAAAGUCACUUCAUGCUUUUCAAGGAUAUUGUAACAACCAGCCAUUUAGGUUUCAAUCUCUUACAGUCUUCCUCAGAGAUGAAUCAGUGAAUAAAAUGAAUAUAGGAAAUGAGUAUAAGGUUAUUGGAAUUCCAACCUGUGUAAAAACAUCACAAACUGCUGUCUGUGUAGAAGCAAAUAGUAUCACUUUUUGCAUUCCAAAAGUUCCUUCAGGAAUUAGUGACAAUUUCAGGUGUCUCCUCUCUCUGACUUCCAGCUCAUGCUGGAAGUUUACAGCCAUACUUGCCAACAUCUUUGCAUCACAGAUUGUUCCUCCUGGGACUUACAAUUUGCUCAAGCUCUGUUUGCUAAUGAGUCUAGUACAGACAAGUGACCGUAACAAGGAACUGGAAAAUUUCUUGGAUAUUUUAAUCGUAACAAGUGAUACUCUACUCAUAGACAGGCUUUUGAAUUUUAGUAUAAACCUUGUGCCCCGUGGUAUACGUCAUUCAGUCUCUACUGAAAUUUUCCCUACUCUAUCCAGGAAUAAGUAUGGAACUGGAGCAGUUAGCAUUCAAGCUGGCAGUGCUUUGCUAGCUAAAGGUGGUAUCUGCUUUAUAGGAGACUUGGCUUCACACAAAAAAGAUAAACUUGAACAGCUUCAGUCAGCUGUGGAAAGUAGAAGCAUCACAGUCUACAUCUCCGGAAAGAAGUUUGGGGAUGAUGUGGAUCAACAAAUGACUUUUCCAGUUCAGUGCAGUUUUUGGUCUUUUCUUGAUAUGGAUUCACCUUCAAGGAGAAAUAUACAGAAAACCAAUAUGCUAAUUGGCCAGAUGGAUUGCAGUUUAAUUCCAGCUAAUCUUGUAGAGGCAUUUGCAUUAUUGAUUAACUGCAAUGAAUCAUCUCCUUGCCACCCACUUCUUCCAACUGUGCAACAUACUUUAAAGAAAGGCAUUGAUCCUGAAGGGCUGCUUUAUUUAGCUUCUAAACAGUUCACAACUGAAGAUUUUGAAAAGCUGCUUGCUUUUGCAAAAAAUUUGAAUGUCGAAUUCAGCUUGGAGGCAGAAAGAAUGAUUCAUGGCUAUUACCUAGCAAGUCGCAGAAUCAGAACAGAUUCUAUAUGUGGAUCAAAACUGUCAGCAUCUGCAUUAAAAUAUUUAGUUUCCCUAUCUGAAGCCCAUGCUCGACUGAACUUAAGGAAUAAAGUGCUUAAAGAAGAUGUACUAAUUGCAGCCUUAUUAUUUGAAACAUCUCUAACACUGAAAUAUGGGGCCGCUGUAUUUUGUGUUGCUCCAAAUGCAGUGUUUCCAUUUGAACAGUAUAAUGAAGAAUAUUUAGAGCAAAGGGAUGUCUAUCUGACUGAGUGCCAACAACAGCUCCAGCAGUUUAUUGCUACAUAUGCACCUGGGACAGCUAUUUUUGCUAGUGAUGAAUAGGCAGUGAGGAAACUUUUUUUUCUUCAUUCCUUUUUAAGCAAUGGAAAAAAGUGUGAAUGAUUUAAGUGAUGCUUCAGGCAAUCUUGUGUGUACAUACAUUAGAAUGUACCUACAUUGUGUAGGACACAUUAGAAUGUCAUCUUAAAAUAUAUUUCUUCAAAUUGCUAAUGGAAUAAACACUAAUCCAAAUGUCAAAGCCAGCAGCAGAAAUUUAUGUUAGGAGAAUUUUAUUAAAAGAAAAAACUUCUAGUUAGCCUAGUAUACCAGUGACCCACAGAUUAAAAUAUGAAGAAUG
Molecule: messenger RNA, 3708 nt
Organism: Bubalus bubalis (water buffalo)
Lineage: Eukaryota; Metazoa; Chordata; Mammalia; Artiodactyla; Bovidae
Gene: MCMDC2
Product: minichromosome maintenance domain containing 2
Exons: 14
Coding region: 1368-3413 (681 amino acids)
Biological process (GO): double-strand break repair via break-induced replication
Molecular function (GO): DNA binding; ATP binding; single-stranded DNA helicase activity
Source: RefSeq, a predicted model, not a curated record